This is a messenger RNA of Guyanagaster necrorhizus, 2552 nucleotides long. RefSeq lists its product as uncharacterized. Gene Ontology annotation, cellular component: membrane. The coding region runs from base 90 to 2444 and encodes 784 amino acids. Gene Ontology annotation, molecular function: monoatomic cation transmembrane transporter activity. Gene Ontology annotation, biological process: intracellular calcium ion homeostasis; transmembrane transport; monoatomic cation transport. Lineage: Eukaryota; Fungi; Basidiomycota; Agaricomycetes; Agaricales; Physalacriaceae. The transcript has 6 exons. The record is from RefSeq and is a predicted model, not a curated record.
AACAAUCUUUACGUCGCUUGACAAGCGACGGACCUCUGAACUCAUGGCCUUGUAAAUGUGUCCUCAUUGCCUGAGCCGUCUUCGUUACCAUGUCGUUCGUGACAUCCCGGUUCAUUUUUGUAUUCCUUCUGGUCCUGAACGCGGUUCUUCUGUCACGGAGCCGCUACGGCCAAGUUUCAGAUGUGUCACUGAUUCGCGGGGAGAACAGUUUAGUCAAGCGGAUUUCGUUGGAAUUGAAGAAUCUACCGGCCUCACUAGAUGAACCACAUACGGACGAGUGUCGCCCUAUUGCGUUCCCUUCCAACCUACAAUGUACCCAUGUCGAGACCCAAUGCCCAAGUCCAGGAACAUUUCUUUCCAUCAACUACCUUCGAGGUUACUUUUGUGCAGAACCACAAUUACGACUGCUCGUUUUCGUAGGCCUUAUUGUCUGGCUUAUUUUCCUCUUCUCCACCCUCGGCAUCAGUGCCUCAGAUUUCUUCACGCCAAACCUUGCUACCAUCGCCCAGAUGCUGGGACUUGACGAGAACGUUGCCGGGGUGACGUUUUUAGCAUUUGGGAAUGGCAGUCCGGAUGUCUUUUCGACAUUUUCAGCAAUGCGAGCUAACUCCGGAAGUCUUGCCAUCGGAGAGCUGCUAGGAGCCGCGUCCUUCAUUGUUUCGUGCAUCGUUGGGUCUAUGUGUAUCAUUAAGCCGUUUGAGGUGAAUCCGGGACCUUUCUUACGUGACGUGGGAUUCUUUACCGUCGCGGUAAGCUUUCUCUUGGUUAUCUUGUUGGACGGUUACAUCCGGCGAUGGGAGGCUGCAAUCAUGAUUGUUCUGUAUCUCGUCUACGUCAUCUACGUCGUCGUCGGAACGUGGUGGGGACGAAGACGUAUUAUGCAAAGGCUGAAUGAAAGCUUGGCACGUUCAGAGUAUGCAGAUGAUGCGACACAGCAGCAAGAGCCUUACAGGGAUGACCCCUCUUCACCGUCACCAAUGUUAUCGCUUCCGUCACCGCCGUCUCAGCGAGUUCGCGCUAUAUCUGCUCCAGCCCCUCCGCGACUACAAACCGACCUUCCUCCAAGACCUCAUUCUCGUUCACCAUCACCAUCCUCCUCAUAUGGUCAUGCGCAUAUGCCAUCAUUCUCCUUGGUCGGGGCUCUCGAGUUCCGCCAAGUUGUGACGUCGCUUCGGCAUGAGGCAGCCAGUUCGUCUUUGACCAUGUUUGAAGGUCAGACACCCUAUGCCGGAGGCCAUUACCAUUCCCACUCUCGGUCCCGACCACGCACACCCAACAGAGAGAUCGAUCCAUGGGAUGCAACUCUAGGACUACCUCUUAACGAACGCCCACCUCAGCUUCUUGUGACGCCAGCCACCUCAGAAGAAGCUGAGGAGAUUCAUGAAAGUGCUCGUUACUUGGAUAAUGUCUCUCCUUCAAUGACGGUGUCGCUUCCGUCCAUCGCACAAACAAUAUCUGAUACUGAGACGGACUCGCAGACGUAUGUCCUGCCAUCUCCUUGGCAUGGCAUGCUUUAUAUCCUAGGAGAGAUAUAUCAUACCCUAUUUCCAUCACUGCAUCGUUUCCGCAGCCAGACUGUGCUUGGAAAAGUCGCGUCUGUUUUUGCAGCUCCUGCUGUCAUGAUGCUUACAUUGACGUUACCUGUCGUCGUAACUCCUUACGGCCACUCCCAUCGUUCCUUAGAGAAGACACUAGGAGGUGAUCAUGAUCUAAUUGACUUCGAGGAAGAAGGUAUCGAGCGAGUGUUAAUUGCCGAGGAGGAAAUACAAGAAGAAAUGCAUGGUGUCUCGUUCAACAAAUGGCUCGCAGCUGCCCAAUGUGUCCUUGGUCCACUGUUCUGUGUUGGUGUACUUUUUAGUGGAACUGCUCACCUUCCAUGGUUGUUACUCGCCGCAGGUGUCACCGGCUUCGCAACGGCCAUCUUAGUGGCUGUCUUCGCGGAGAACGGAGAGCAUCCAACGUUCCGGAUGGCACGCUGCUCUAUGGGCUUCUUUGUUGCUGUGGUGUGGAUAAUGGCCAUCGCUGAUGAAGUCGUCAACGUCCUACAGACUUUUGGCUUUCUUUUUGGACUAUCGGAUGCCAUCAUCGGUUUGACCAUUUUUGCUGUGGGCAAUUCAAUGGCUGAUUUGGUGGCCAAUAUGAGUGUUGCUGUCUUUGCCCCCAUCAUGGGCUUCUCAGCUUGUUUUGGUGGACCGAUGUUGAACAUCCUCCUUGGCGUAGGCAUCUCCGGGAUGUAUAUAACGUCCCAUACAUCAGAGCCCUACAAGCUAAAUUUUGGAAAGACGCUCUUGGUGUGUACGAUAGGACUGAUAGCGCUGUUGCUGGCGACGCUGAUCGUAGUGCCAUAUAACCACUAUGUCCUGUCUCGUCCAUGGGGCAUAUUUCUGAUACUCUCUUACAUGGUUAUCAUGAUUAUCAACGUUGUUGUUGAGCUGGAAGAGUGAUUUCAGGGCUACUCUAUCUACGUGUAUUAUGUAUAAUAUUUACACAGCUUUAUAGCUUUGCAUUGCACAGGAUUUGCACUGCCUCAGAUUGAUAUAAACAGCUCUCUC